AAGAAAAAAAAUGAAUAAUGAAGAAAGUUUAUUUCACUUUGCAUAACAGUUUUUUAUUUUUAUUAUCGGCAUAUAAAAGUGGAAAGAAAACGCUAUAAAAUUACUUGGGAGGCAUACAAGGUUUUACCACCACUAGAAUUUUUGUUGUACGAAAAUAGGAUUCCAUACGAAGAAAGAAAGUGUUUCGUUAUGAAAUUUCCAGUAGAAUGUGCAUUUGUAUACCGGAAGUGUAUGGAUCGAUGAAUAUAGGUACAAACAAUGAUGUAAAUGAAAGAAAAGUGGAGGGAGUGAAAGGAUAGAAGUAAAAGAAAAAGAAUAAUGAGAUUGCCAAAACAUUUUAUAGUUGUUCGUGUGUUUAGAUGUAUGAGAUAAAUACUAGUACAUAUUUCAAUGGUAAUAACAAAGAUAGGAUGCUACAUACACAAGUAAAAAAAUUUUGAAAAAUUCUGUUUUAAAGUUUAGUGAUGCAGUAAGUAAUAGAGUGUGAGAGAAAGAGGUGCAAAAGCGCAGAAAGAACGCCGUCACGAACCGCAAGCGUAAACGGUCGAAAACCGAUUUCAAAUAGAAAUUGAUUAUAGAUCCUCUAUAGAUGAUUAGUUAGAGUCGAUCAAGUGAUAGAAUAAAAAAAUAAUUCAACUUUCAUAUUUUCACUUAUUCUUUGAAAGAAUUAAAAGAAACUGAUGGAAUUUAGGGAAAGAUGAUUCGGGAGUUUUUUUGGAUCGUGAAAGUGUUAGGUGAACGAUAGUCUUUGAUUGACAAAUUAGAAAGAUAAAUUGAAACUUGUAUGAAUUGAUGAAAAGAAAAUCUAAGAAUGCACCAAAACAGAAAAAAGAAAAAGCGAGUGAAUUACGGUGUAAGGGCAGUCGAGGUAUUGCGUGGAAUGAAGGGAUUUGGCUUUACGAUCUCGGGACAACAACCUUGCAUAUUGAGCUGCAUCGUUCCAGGAAGUCCAGCGGAUAUCGCUGGAUUACGAGCCGGCGAUUAUUUAGUAUCUGUUAAUGGUCACAAUGUUAGCAAACUGCCCCAUGACGAUGUUGUGCAAUUAAUUGGUCGUUCAAAGGGUAUUUUAAAGUUGCAAAUAGCUGAAAAUUAUUAUUCUGAUUCCUCUGACGAAGAAGGAGUAACAGCAGUACGCUGCAAGCCCAAAUAUAUUCAUAAACCUCGUGCAAGUAAUAUGGGAGCGCUACAAUUACAAUGUAGAGUUGCCAAAGUUGUGCGAGAUUUACAAAGUGGUGCUAUGUUUGAUGUAGCAGGAAAAACACCACCUGAAUUGCAAAACCAUGGAACUUACUGUAAUUUACAUUAUCACUGGGAUAUGUCUAGUCCUCUUCCACCACCACCACCGCCAGCAUCUCAUAAAAGAGAUUCUGAGAAAAUAGUGCAUAGAACAGUUGUUGGUUACCUCGGAACUAUAGAUAUUCCAAAUCAAUUGCAUCCGUCUUGUAUGAUGCAGGUAUUGAGAAAAUGCAUCAAACGGUUGAAAGCUGAGAAAAGAAAUCCAACCACAGUAUUGUUAACAAUACAUGUAGCAAAUAUAAAACUCACCAAUUCAGAAAAUCGUGUUAUAGCAGAAUAUCCGUCCUAUAGAAUAAUAUUUUGUAAUUCCUUUUCUGAACAAGAUAAACAAUAUUUUGGGAUAUUAACUAAAUCUGUUAAAGAUAAAGAAAAUAUUGUUUCCAAUUCCUGCCAUGUUUUUACAAUAUACUAUAAAUUAAUUGAUCAUAUAGUACAUUCUAGUGUGUGCAAUAUAUUUGGUUUUACAUGCACCAAAACUUCUGAACUAAAUGUAUGUCAGGAAUUUCCAGACAGUUGCAAUGGUUUGAUUGGUGCUAUACAAACUUUGUACAUAUCAGAUUCAACAGCUACUGACACAAAUCCAUAUAAUGAAAUGAGGAGACAUCAAGAAACUGCUUCUCCGCAACCAAGCAAUAUAAGUACAUCAACAGCUCAUUCGAGUAAUAGUGAUUCCGGAAUUGGCUAUAAGGAUGAUUGUACAAGUCGAUCAGAUAAAAAUAUCGUACAAAAUAUUCCCCGAAGAAGAUGUCCAACUUUGGAAUAUAGGGAUGCGUGUGAAUAUUCGUCAAGAUCAUACGGUAACGAAGCUGUAGAUUUGAGAUUAACGGUACGAGCUGUAUCGAAAACAUGCUGGAACGAAACAAAUAAAUUGAGCAAAGAUAGUCUGGAAUUGCCUCGUGAAAGUGUGAUGUUUAAUGAUUUUUGCAAUGGCAUAAGUACGUGUUCGGAAACGAUAGAAAAUUCCGACAUGAAUUCCGACAUACAAAAGGGAACGAAGAGGGGGGACUUGCCCACCUGUCCAUUGCCAUCUGCUUCAACAGUUAAGCAGGGGUUGCUUAGUUCGUCCGUUGGCUCUCUUGUGUCCGUUUGCACCACCGCAAUGCUGCACGGUUUAAAAGAUCCUGUUGAGACGCCCGGUGAUGCCGCAAUUAAGUCGCAAUCGCAAUUGUUGGGACUUACGAGACUAGCGGAAUCAAAAGAAAUCGACGUACCAGACAAGUUUAGCCCGAAAGUUUUUUCUGGUAUUUCCAAAUCUUUAGUGCAUAGUUUUGAAGACCUUAAUACAAGCAUGGAUUACGUUCGACCACUGUGCCAAACUUAUUCAGAUAAAUCGGAUAAUUCGCGUCCUUGGGGAAGCUUGCAAGAAAUUAGAAACGUUGGGACCUGUGCGCAGAAUAUCUGUCUGCACGGUAGUACACAAUUAUGCGAUAAGAAUACCGAUUGUAAAAACAUACAUGCAUGGGCCAAUGGUUUUGAAAAAUUACUAGAAGAUCCAAAAGGUUUACAAACAUUUGCGGAGUUUCUAAAAAAAGAAUUUAGCCAUGAAAAUAUCUACUUUUGGGCUGCUUGUGAGAGAUACAAAGAUACUAAAGAUGUUACUACAAGACGUAAGUUGGCAAAUCAAAUUUACCAACGUCAUUUGUCCACUACAGCAGCUGAACCUGUAAACGUUGAUAGCCAUGCAACUGGCCAAAUAACGCAAGAACUUCUUAGUGAAGCACCUGCUGACCUUUUCUUACAGUUUGUAUUUUAUUUUCAGGCUCAAAAACAGGUUUUUAAUCUAAUGAAGUUUGAUAGUUAUCCGAGAUUUUUAAGAUCUGAUUUAUAUCGUCGUUGUGUAGAAACAGGAAAUUCCAUAACUGGAGUAGAAGAUUGUGAUUUAAAUCUUACCAGUUCUCCUAGUGUAAAGCUAAAGAAGAGUCACUCAGAUGCAGAAGAUCGAUGUAGAAAAUCUAUUCUUCCAUGGAAUAGAAAAAACAGAUCUAAAUCAAAAGAUCGUGGGGAAUCUGAAUAUAAUAAAGGCCCUAAUAGAAAUGAGACCAUAUAUAAGAGCUUUACAACUAUGAAAAGAGAAGCAGAAGGUAAUAACAACGACGACAGUAUUUCUAUAUCUAGCAGCAGGUCUUCAUUAGCAUCAUGGGAUUUGGCAUUAAGACAAUCAUUCCACAAACAUUCUUUAUCGUCCUACGAAGGACAGUCGAAUGAAACGAAAGAAGUUCGUGCCAAAUGUACCGGGUUAUGUCGGGUAAUAUUACCCGAUGGAUCGACUACGGUUGUGCCAACUAGCCAAAUGGAGAGUAUUAAAGAUGUGGUUACACGCCUCCUUGAUAAAAGAGCUCUUCGAUAUUCUAACUAUGACGUUCUAAUCCUUGCUACAGAUGAGACUAUAGAUACAAAAUAUCCAUCAUCGGUACUGGCUGGUCAAGAAGUGGAAGUUGUACCAACGAAAAUACUGAAAGUCGAUCUACCUUCCCGUCGAGUGAUAACUGUGAUUGCACAUAAAGGCAGAACUCUUAAAGAUGUACUAAGGCCACUUCUAAAUAAGUAUGGUUUUAAUUUAGAAACUAUUACUGUAUGGAGUGAAAACCACCGUGUUUGUACGGAUGUACAGGCUAUUGAUGCUCCUGCGAGGCUAAUUUUGACCAACAUAAAGGAUCAAGAUCCACAGAAAGAAUUAAACACAGUUAAAUACACUCAUGAUGGAUCAAAUUCUCAAUCCACUCUAGACGAAAUCACAAAUAGAGUAUUUGAAGAGCUUUUGGUGGGCAAAGGCGCGAGUAAAUAUCACUACAAUGAUGGUUCAUGUAAGUCCGACGAUCAACGUUCUGAGGGUUCCUCUAUCUUGCCGAGUAAAUUUUUUCUUCGAGAUUCUACAAUGCAUGGAAAAAAGAAGGGAGGGAAGCCUAAAUGUAAUAUGAACGAAAAAAGCAAUGCGAACGAUUAUGUCUCCGAAGAAACUGCCAAAUCUCAUCCUCCUUUAAUAGCAAAAUGGCGGAACGGAGUAAAACUGCAAUUACCGGGAAAAUUCGACGGCGAAGAUUUAUACGAAGGUUUAAAACGGGCACAAAGAUCUAGAUUAGAAGAUCAGAGAGGCACAGAGAUCAAUUUUGAAUUGCCAGACUUUUUAAAGAACAAGGAAAAUGGUAAGCCGACGGAUCGCAACAAAGUUCGAAGACCUAGGAUAAUAUCUACCAAUUGCGAAGCAAAUGCCAAGUUUUACAGUUCGAUUCACGAACGGCAAAACUGUGGCGGACAUGAUCAAAAUACGACAACAACAGCAACACCUAUAACAACAACAUCAACCGCAACGACGACAUUGGCUUCAGCAAAGAAUGGAGAUCUUGAUAAACGAUUCCAUGUAUUGGCUACUGGAAAGGAAUUGCAGAAUUUGAAUCACCACGAACAAUCCAGUUAUAGCAACAACAAACGCCUCUUCAAGGAUGUAUUUAACAUUGGAGACACUUCGAACGGCUCAGUGAAACCUAAACCAAAAGUCCGCCGGCUAAUUGGCAUGGCUACGCGACGUCUUUCCAGUCCAGAGCCAGUCUCGCCAUCUAUAGACAAAGAAAAUAACAGUCCGCAUGGCACUAGCCCGCAAAAGAUCGUCGGUACAAAAAGGACCCGUCAUCCUCUAGAAGAUUGCGAUCCGAAUAGCCAAGACAGCGGAUAUGGAGCAAGCUUCAUUGAGAAAGAGGAAAAAUCGAGGCGAGAUAGAUUUCGAUUUGCGGAGCCCCUGGCCGUUGCUCCACGUCGAAUGUCUAUCGAAUCUCGGAGUCCGAUGGAGUCGCCGGUACGAUCAUCGCCACACCGAGCGCGAAUCGCACGAUGUUCCCUCUUUCGAAGCAUCUCAUCCGGUUACGAGAGUAUGGAUGAUGGGUUCAACGAUGUGGUAGAUACCGAGAAUUUGGACGAUGCGACGCAAUUACCGAAUGGUAUCACCACUUUACUCUGCGGCAAUAUCGUCGGUGCCGAGAUCGCGAAUACAUCAACGAAUCCUGACUUAAGUAAUCAGAGCACGCCCGAGUAUUCACGUACCUAUGGCGGCACAAGCGGAAGCUUCAGACGUUCAUUGUCAUUGCAAUAUGAAAAGGAAAGUCAAAAGAUCUCGUCGCUUUCGAAAGUACGUUCCUGUUUGUUUCGUUCUCCGAAUGCGAACUCAUCGACUAAGACUCUAGAUUUCGACGAUGGUAGCCCACUAGCGACGACUAUACCCGUUGCACGACGUCGGCGAAUCGAUGAAAUUACCGACGAGAACACCGACGCAGAUACAUUCAAUUUGCCGUUUGCUCGAGCUUCGAAGCGGCAUGAACCACUGAUGAACGAGAGCCCGAGACUAGUCAAGAGAUCACGAAGAUCCAACAACUUCUUUGAAGCCGUCAAAGAUUGUAGCAGUGGUGAAGCCAUGAUGUUCGAGAUGCCAAAGUGUAGGUCGUUACAGAAGAGCUUUUCUACGUCAGGAAUAGAGACGGCAGCUGUAAUAGAAACGAUAUCGACGAAAAUGGAAAUAGAGAUGGAAAUGGAAACGGACAUAGAAAUGGAGACAGAAACGGAAACUGGGACAGAGACAGAAGUGUCCUCGGAAUUGGAAGCACACGCGCACAUCAAAUCUGCUAUUCAUCGCAGCGUCACCGAUACCGAUCUCACAGGAGAUUUCAGCAAACCAUGCGUCCUGCCAUUAGCUGUUGGUCAUCACGAAGAUUUAAAAUCGAUUUCAGUCGAUACCUUAGCCGCUUUAAUACGUGGAGAAUUUAACGAUAGAAUUAAUUCGUUCGAAAUCGUAGAUUGCCGUUAUCCGUACGAGUUCGAUGCAGGUCACAUUCAAGGUGCUCUAAAUCUUUACAGUAAAGAUCUCAUCGAGCAAUCCCUAUUAGAUCCACUGAAAAAUACACCUGAAAUUGAACCAGAUACGAGUAAAAGAAAUAUUCUAGUGUUUCAUUGUGAAUUUUCGUGGGAACGAGGUCCAAAUCUCUCACGAUUUCUACGAAGUUUGGAUCGUCAACGUAACAAGGAAUAUUAUCCCGCUCUUUAUUAUCCGGAAGUUUAUUUGCUGCAUGGCGGAUAUGAGCAAUUCUACAGGGAACAGAAGGAAUUGUGUUCGCCACAGGGUUAUCGACCGAUGAGCCAUCCUGAUCACCAAGCCGAUCUCAGACAAUUCCGAAGCAAAAGUAAAAGCUGGCAAGGUGAAAGAUUAAGAUUUAAUGGUUGUGCAACGCGUAGUAAUCUGAAACGUCUAGGUUUUUAGAUAAAUCUCCAUUUUCCUCAUUAUCGUUUCUGCCAUUUACCUGACCUCCUCUGUUACCUCUCUCCUCUUUUCACUUUCCUUCUUAUCUUUCUUUUACCAUCUCUUUUCUUUUCUUUCCUCGUUUCUCUCGUCUCUAUUCUGUUUUCCUAUAAUUAGCAAUCAGUACGCUCGAGAUAGAGAAUUUGCAGAAAAAUUGUAUAAAGGUGCAAAUUUAAAAGUUAAAAUAAUGACAAUGUGGAAUAAGAAAAAGGAAAAGGUUUUCCUUUUUGCGCGUCAAAUUUGUACGAUCGUUCCUACAUAUUACUGUAAAUAAUAGUAAUUCCUUUAAUUUGCGAAUACGCUUAAUUUUUUUUAGUUAAUCAGUUAUAAAGAGAUGAUAUAAAGAGCAUGUACACGCGUACGAUAAAGGACAACGACAGCAAAAAUAUCAAGUUAAUGCGAAGAAGGUCACAUUACCAAAACAGUAUUAAUACGAAAAUUGAAGUAAAACAGUCGUAGAAUAAAAAUUGUAUCGUAAUACUCUCGGAUAGGAUUCUCAUUCAUACCCAUUCGAUAUCGUAUUUUCAUCAGAUUUGCACGAUCUUGAAAUGUUUUCGCAUAAAAACUGAUCGCAAACAUCGUCGUUGUUUCCUGAUAUUCUUGUUCGCCAAAGUUUAGCGCAUAUGUGUACACCAGUGUAAAGAAAUUAUGUUUAAGUGGGUUACAUUGACUAAAGAAGGGUGUAGAGCAAUUGUUUAUGAAGAAAUGAAUAUAUCUUUAAAUGUGCAAGCUUGUACGAAUGUUGUAUAUGGAUAGUUUAUGUUGUAUGACGUACGUAUGAUGUGUAUACAUGUACAUAACGCAUGUGCGCGUAUGCGUAUAUGUAGGAAGAUAUGUAGAAAAUCAAAUGUCUCCAUUUAGUCUGUGUAUAGUGCAUUAUUUCAUUAUAAUAUAGCAUUAAAAUAAUUUUGUUUCUGCA
Molecule: messenger RNA, 7496 nt
Organism: Bombus impatiens (common eastern bumble bee)
Lineage: Eukaryota; Metazoa; Arthropoda; Insecta; Hymenoptera; Apidae
Exons: 17
Coding region: 812-6538 (1908 amino acids)
Biological process (GO): protein dephosphorylation; positive regulation of cell cycle G2/M phase transition; signal transduction
Molecular function (GO): protein tyrosine phosphatase activity; GTPase activator activity; protein binding
Source: RefSeq, a predicted model, not a curated record